This is a messenger RNA of Volvox carteri f. nagariensis, 207 nucleotides long. RefSeq lists its product as uncharacterized. The annotation marks the transcript as partial. The transcript has a single exon. The record is from RefSeq and is a predicted model, not a curated record. Lineage: Eukaryota; Viridiplantae; Chlorophyta; Chlorophyceae; Chlamydomonadales; Volvocaceae.
GGUGCGGGUGCCGUCCGUGGUGCGGGUGCCGUCCGUGGUGCAGGUGCCGUCCGUGGUGGGGGUGACGUCCAUGGUGCGGGUGACGUCCGUGGUGCGGGUGCCGUCCGUGGUGCAGGUGCCGUCCGUGGUGCGGGUGCCGUCCGUGGUGCGGGUGACGUCCGUGGUGCGGGUGACGUCCGUGAUGUGGGUGAUGUCCGUGGUGCAAAU